This is a messenger RNA of Oryza sativa Japonica Group (Japanese rice), 1746 nucleotides long. RefSeq names its product phospholipase A1 EG1, chloroplastic/mitochondrial. Gene Ontology annotation, molecular function: glycerophospholipid phospholipase A1 activity. The record is from RefSeq and is a predicted model, not a curated record. Gene Ontology annotation, cellular component: chloroplast. Lineage: Eukaryota; Viridiplantae; Streptophyta; Magnoliopsida; Poales; Poaceae. Gene Ontology annotation, biological process: lipid metabolic process.
CGCGUCCUCCUCCUUCCUUCUCUCUCCUCCCUCCGCCUUCUAUAAAUAAGCUCGAACCUCCCAUCCCCCUCUUCCCUAACCCCAACCUCCGCAGCAAGCUCCACCACUUUGCUUGCUGCUGCUCGAGCGCUCGAUCGGUCUCCGCUCCAAUGGCGAUACACCUGACCAACCCUCCUCCGGGGCUCUACGCCACCAAGACACCCUCGCAGCAGCAGCAGCAGCACAGGCCCGCGGGUAGCCAUGCCGCUGCGGCGGCGGCGGCGACGGUGGCGAUGCCGCAGACGGCGUCCGCGGCGUCGUCGAGCGUGGCGGUGAAGAAGAACAUGAGGCAGGCUGCGCCGGUGGUGGUGGCGAGGAGGAGGACGACAGCGGUGGAGAGUGGCGGAGUGGCGUUGGCGAGCGUGUGGAGGGAGGUGCAGGGGGAGAGGGAUUGGGAGGGCAUGGUGGAGGGCACGGCCGAGGAGGAGCUGCACCCGCUCCUCCGCGGCGAGAUCGUCCGGUACGGCGAGCUGGUGGCGGCGACGUACAAGGCGUUCGACCUCGACGCCGCGUCAAAGCGCUACCUCAACUGCAAGUACGGCAAGGCCCGGAUGCUCGACGAGGUCGGCAUGGCCGGCGCAGGGUACGAGGUCACGAGGUACAUCUACGCCGCGCCCGACCUCGCCGCCGGCCCGCCGUGCCCGAGCCGGUGGAUCGGGUACGUCGCCGUGGCCACGGACGAGGCGGUGCGCCGCCUCGGCCGCCGCGACAUCGUCGUGUCGUUCCGCGGCACGGUCACCGGGUCCGAGUGGGUGGCCAACAUGAUGAGCUCGCUGGCGCCGGCGAGGUUCGACCCGGCCGACCCGCGCCCCGACGUGAAGGUCGAGUCGGGCUUCCUCUCCGUCUACACCUCCGACGACGCCACCUGCCGCUUCACCUGCGGCAGCUGCCGGAACCAGCUCCUCUCCGAGGUGACCCGCCUCAUCGCCAAGCACAAGCACGAGGACGUCAGCGUCACCCUCGCCGGCCACAGCAUGGGCAGCUCGCUGGCGCUGCUACUAGGCUAUGACCUCGCCGAGCUUGGCCUCAACCGGGACGCCCGCGGCCGCGCCGUGCCGAUCACCGUCUUCUCCUUCGCCGGCCCUCGUGUCGGGAACACGGCGUUCAAGGACAGGUGCGACGAGCUCGGCGUCAAGGUGCUCAGGGUGGUAAAUGUGAACGACCCCAUCACCAAGCUCCCCGGCAUCUUCCUGAACGAGAAUUCUAGGGUUUUGGGAGGCAAGCUGGAGCUGCCAUGGAGUAGCUCAUGCUACACACAUGUGGGAGUGGAGCUUGCCCUAGACUUCUUCAAGGCGAGAGACCCAGCUUGUGUGCAUGACUUGGAAGCAUACUUAGGGUUGCUCAAGUGCCCUAAGGUGACAAAAGUGAUGAAAGAAGGGGAGGAUCUCUUUAGCAAGGCCAAGAAAAUUGUUCUUGAGCAAAGUUUUGACACUUGGAGGUGGCAAAUGGCUGCAAUUCAAGUUGGUGGCUUGGUACAAGCCCUAGGAAUGUAGGCCUCAUACGGGGUUUUGUUUUUGUUUCCCACGAUUUUUGAGGGAAAUGAAGGCUCACAUACCCUUGUAAAUUGAAAAUUUUUUGUGGGGGUAAAUCAGGUAGAUCGAAGACAUAUAUAGUGGAAAACAUACAGAAUAUAUAGGACAUUGUUCAUGAAUGUAAGUUAACCAAUUGAACACAACAAAGUAUACUGAUUAUACUGAAUAUAUAUUA